GCACAGCUUCAAAAUAAAAAUAAAGAAAAAAAAAACUCAUUUAUUGUUUUUACGCUAUUCUUUUGAGUUCUGGUUGCAAUUGCAAUCGCCUUUUUUUCUUUAAUUGUUUUAGACCAAAGAGACAACUUCGUGCUUUCUUAUGUAAGCGGACAUAAAUUAUGGAUUUAAUUAAUCAAUUCUCAAAAUUAUUAAAGAAUUGAUUGGCGUUUACGCCCAAAACGAAAUUAUUGUCUCAGGCUCAGCUUCCAUUCAUUUCCCUGUGUUUUGGAUCUUUAUUUUGCUCAAUUUCACCAGUAUUAAGGAAACAUAUCAGGCAUCUUUCUUUGAGUCUCCUUGGCCCCUGUUCUUAAUUAUCUGCUACUGCUUCCGAGUUUAAAAUCUUGAACCCUUGUUACAGUUUUCGGCAAGCUACUCUAGUAGCUCUAUUCUCUUAUUGCUUUAGUGGUGUUCAUAAAUAAUUUAAUACCAAGUAAAAUCUUUGCCAAUCGAGUACGUAUGGGAUCGAUCCUAGGUUUGGUGUCUAGUGGGCAUCUUGUUGCCUUGUGGUUGUUAUGUAUUCAAGUGAAGAUGGGUUCAGUUGGUGGAAUUGGUGUGAACUGGGGAACACAGGCAACGCACCCUUUGCCGCCUUCAACAGUGGUGGGAAUGCUCAAGGACAAUGGCUUUCAAAAGGUUAAGCUUUUUGAUGCAGAUUCGGAUGCUUUGAAUGCUCUCAGUAAUACUGGGAUUCAGGUGAUGGUGGGCAUUCCUAAUGAUCUGCUCAAUACUCUGGCUAAUAGUAUGGAAGCUGCUGAGAAUUGGGUUGCCAAGAAUGUCUCCUCUCAUAUCUCCACCAAUGGUGUAGACAUCAGGUAUGUUGCAGUUGGAAAUGAACCAUUCUUGUCUACAUACAAUGGAAGCUUUUUAGGAACAACUCUUCCUGCUCUUCAAAAUAUCCAAGCGGCUCUGAUAAAAGCAGGAUUAAGCACUCUGGUGAAAGUCACUGUUCCUCUCAAUGCGGAUGUAUAUGAGACUUCAACAGAUCUGCCAUCUGGUGGUGACUUCCGAGCAGAUAUCCACGACCUAAUGUUAUCAAUCGUCAAGUUCUUGAGCGAAAAUGGAGCUCCAUUUACUGUGAACAUCUAUCCUUUUAUAAGCCUAUAUGAGGAUCCCAAUUUCCCUAUUGCCUAUGCAUUCUUCGACAGCAAUUCAUCUGCUAUAAAUGAUGGUGGAACAAUCUACAAGAAUGUUUUUGAUGCGAAUCAUGAUACACUUGUGUGGGCAUUACAGAAAAAUGGAUACGAAAACUUGUCCAUUAUCAUUGGAGAAAUCGGGUGGCCUACGGAUGGAGACAAAAAUGCCAACUUGAAGAAUGCCCAGCAGUUCAACCAAGGAUUUAUGAACCGUAUCAUUGCCGGGCAGGGAACCCCACUGAGACCUGGUCCCCUGGAUGCCUAUUUAUUUAGCCUCGUUGAUGAAGAUGCCAAGAGCAUUCAACCAGGUAACUUUGAGCGCCAUUGGGGAUUAUUUUACUUCGACGGACAGCCCAAGUACACACUAACUAUGGGGACAACAAGUUCUAACAGUCUGGUACCAGCAAGGGGUGUACAAUAUUUAGCUCAACAAUGGUGUAUAAUGUCGCCAUCGGCAAGCCUUGAUGACCCACAAGUUGAACCUAGUGUGAAUUAUGCUUGUGCUAAUGCUGACUGCACUGCCUUAGGGUAUGGGACUUCUUGUGGAAAUCUGGAUGCACGAGGGAAUAUCUCUUAUGCAUUUAACAGUUACUAUCAACAGAACAAUCAGCUUGAGAGUGCCUGCCAGUUCCCCAAUGUCUCAGUUAUCACUAAUAAAGACCCAUCUACUGGAGAUUGCAAAUUUAGGAUCAUGAUCAAAACAGUGACCUCGGGAGUAGGUCUCAGAUCAAAGCUUUUGAUGCCUGCUGGUUUGGCGAUGUCAGUGCCUGUGUUCCUAUUCACGCUUGUGUGAAUUUUUGGGAUUGUGUAUCGUUUGAUUCUUUAUCCCCACAAUUUUCAAAUGGUAUGUGCAGGCUUGUUAGACUCAAUCAAAUUAUAUAGUUCGAUUUGAUUUCACUGAA
Molecule: messenger RNA, 2074 nt
Organism: Hevea brasiliensis (rubber tree)
Lineage: Eukaryota; Viridiplantae; Streptophyta; Magnoliopsida; Malpighiales; Euphorbiaceae
Product: glucan endo-1,3-beta-glucosidase 5
Exons: 3
Coding region: 496-1965 (489 amino acids)
Biological process (GO): carbohydrate metabolic process
Cellular component (GO): plasma membrane
Molecular function (GO): hydrolase activity, hydrolyzing O-glycosyl compounds
Source: RefSeq, a predicted model, not a curated record